Messenger RNA from Rubroshorea leprosula, 1030 nucleotides. NCBI's taxonomy places the organism in Eukaryota, Viridiplantae, Streptophyta, Magnoliopsida, Malvales, Dipterocarpaceae. The record is from the annotation of a GenBank genome assembly.
AUUCUUCUAACAUGGGAAGGUUAGCUUGAGAAACAGGCAUGGCAAGGAGGUACUGGUACAGGGAAAUGCUGCCAUUUGCAGCCAUGGUUGCAGUUGAAUGCUCCAACGUUGGCACAAACAUUCUAUUCAAAUCUGCAACUUUGAGGGAAAUGAGCUACUAUGUCUUCGUCGCCUACUCUUUUGCAAUUAGCAACUUUUUGUUGUUACCUUUUGUCUUCAUCUCUCGCAGCUCAAGCUCAGUAGUUCUUCCUUCAUUCAGUUUCCCUCUUAUUUCCAGAAUCUGCCUCCUUGGGUUUAUUGGGAUGGAAAGAUUGGUUUUCAGAAGCUCAAGUACUCAGGCAAAAGUCAUAGGGACAAUGGUCUCAAUAUCAGGUGCCUUAGUGGUUCUUUUCUACAAGGGCCCAACAAUUUUUUCCUUUGCAUCAUCUGUUUCAGUUAAAUGGCCUCUAGGGUCAUCACAAUCAAAUUGGCUCAUUGGAGGCCUCCUGCUUUUUGCUGAAAACUUUCUUUUUUCGAUCGGGUACAUUGUUCAGGCACAAGUCAUGAAGAUAUACCCAGCAGAGUUCAACGUUGUCUUCUUAUGCAAUCUCUUUGGAACCAUUGUGUCCGUGCCAGUAUGCUUAAUAGCAGAACCAAACCUCAGUUCUUGGAUUCUAAGGCCAAGAAUAGCAGUUGCUGCAGUCAUAUACUCGGAAUUUAUUUCAUCAAUCAUAAGUGUUGUGAUGACAUGGUGUUUGCACCUGAAGGGGCCUGUUUAUGUAGCCAUUUUUAAGCCAUUGGCAAUUGCCAUUGCAGCUAUUAUGAGCGCCCUCUUCCUAGGAGAUGCUCUGCAUCUUGGAAGUGUGAUUGGAGCAGUAGUAAUAUCCCUCGGGUUUUAUGCUGUGAUAUGGGGAAAAGCAAUAGAAGACGUAAUAUUGGUUAAUGAUGAUCAAAGUCCUUUGCUGCAAAGCUGUAAAGUUGAAAAUAUGUAGCGAAAAAGAACAAUCGAGGAAUUGUCAACACUUGGAUUAAAUAAAGAUUAAACCCUAUU